AUGGUUGAAGACUCCAAGGUUAGAGAUGCGCUAAAAAACGGCGAAAAGAAAGUUUUACCUGCUUCUUUGGUUCCACAGGCCCCUCCUGUGUUGACUUCUAAGGACAAAACCACAAAGAGACUUAUUGUGGUACUUUCUCAAGCGUCUUUGGAAACUUAUAAAAUAUCAUCCAGUGGUCCAGGCGGAGAUAAAUAUGUCUUACUAAACUGUGACGACCAUCAAGGGUUAUUGAAGAAGAUGGGCAGAGAUAUAAGUGAAGCGAGACCGGACAUCACUCAUCAGUGUCUCCUAACGCUACUCGAUUCGCCUGUAAAUAAGGCAGGAAAACUCCAAGUUUACAUUCAAACCAGUCGAGGUGUCCUUAUUGAGUUGAACCCAACUGUACGAAUUCCAAGAACUUUCAAGCGUUUCUCUGGAUUGAUGGUCCAACUAUUGCAUAAACUAUCCAUCAGAUCGGUCAACUCAGAAGAAAAACUUUUGAAGGUUAUCAAGAACCCAAUUUCUGAUCAUUUGCCAACCAAAUGUAGAAAAGUCACUUUGUCUUUCGAUGCUCCAGUUAUCAGAGUGCAGGACUAUGUUGAGAAAUUAGAUGAGGACGAAAGUAUAUGUGUUUUUGUUGGUGCCAUGGCUAGAGGUAAGGAUAACUUUGCUGACGAAUUUGUCGAUGAAAAGAUUGGUUUGUCAAACUACCCAUUGUCAGCCUCUGUUGCGUGCUCCAAGUUUUGUCAUGGUUGCGAAGAUGUUUGGAACAUCAUGUAG
Kluyveromyces marxianus DMKU3-1042 is the source of this 759-nucleotide messenger RNA. RefSeq names its product 18S rRNA pseudouridine methyltransferase (gene EMG1). The record is from RefSeq and is a predicted model, not a curated record. Bases 1 to 759 code for a protein of 252 amino acids. The transcript has a single exon. Gene Ontology annotation, molecular function: rRNA (pseudouridine) methyltransferase activity; rRNA binding. Gene Ontology annotation, cellular component: small-subunit processome; nucleolus. Lineage: Eukaryota; Fungi; Ascomycota; Saccharomycetes; Saccharomycetales; Saccharomycetaceae. Gene Ontology annotation, biological process: rRNA base methylation.